Molecule: messenger RNA, 2760 nt
Organism: Lepus europaeus (European hare)
Lineage: Eukaryota; Metazoa; Chordata; Mammalia; Lagomorpha; Leporidae
Gene: SLC44A2
Product: solute carrier family 44 member 2 (CTL2 blood group)
Exons: 22
Coding region: 77-2197 (706 amino acids)
Biological process (GO): transmembrane transport; choline transport
Cellular component (GO): membrane
Molecular function (GO): choline transmembrane transporter activity
Source: RefSeq, a predicted model, not a curated record
UGCAGCCCGCGGAGCCUCCCGCCCGCCCGGGCUGGGGUCUCGCCGGCCCGGACUCCCCACCCCGCCCGCCGCGGCCAUGGAGGACGAGCGGAAGGACGGAGCCUACGGGACCCCUCAGAAGUACGACCCCACCUUCAAGGGACCCAUCUACAACAGGGGCUGCACGGAUGUCAUCUGCUGUGUGGCUCUCCUCCUGGCCAUCGUGGGCUAUGUGGCAGUGGGCAUCAUAGCUUGGACCCACGGCGACCCCCGCAAGGUGGUCUACCCCACUGACAGCCGCGGCCAAUUCUGCGGGCAGAAGGGCACGAGAAACGCGAACAAACCCUUCCUGUUUUAUUUCAACAUUGUGAAGUGUGCCAGCCCCCUGGUCCUGUUGGAAUUCCAGUGUCCCACCCCCCAGAUCUGCGUGGAAAAGUGCCCAGACCGCUACCUCACCUACCUCAACGCCCAGAACUCCCGCGACUUCGAGUACUACAAGCAGUUCUGUGUGCCCGGCUUCCAAGGCAAUAAGGGUGUGGCCGAGGUGCUCCGUGAUGGCGACUGUCCCGCCGUGCUCUUCCCCAGCAAACCCCUGGCCCGGAGGUGCUUCCCAGCCAUCCACGCCCAGAAGGGGGUCCUCAUGGUGGGCAACCAGACGACCUACGAGGAUGGGAGUGGCGCGCGGAAAAACAUCACGGAGCUGGUGGAAGGCGCCAAGAAAGCCAAUGGGGUGCUGGAGGCGCGGCAGCUGGCCAUGCGGAUUUUUGAAGAUUACACCGUGUCGUGGUACUGGAUUGUCAUAGGCCUGGUCAUCGCCAUGGUGCUCAGCCUCCUGUUCAUCACCUUGCUGCGCUUCCUGGCUGGCAUUAUGGUCUGGGUGAUGGUCGUCAUGGUGAUUUUGGUGCUAGGCUACGGCAUACUCCACUGCUACAUGGAGUACUCGCGGCUGCGAGGCGAGGCCGGCUCCGACAUCUCCCUGGUGGACCUGGGCUUCCAGACGGACCUCCGCGUGUACCUGCACCUGCGGCAGACCUGGAUGGCUUUCAUGAUUAUCCUCAGCGUCCUGGAAGUGGUUAUCAUCCUCCUGCUCAUCUUUCUCCGGAAGAGGAUCCUCAUCGCCAUCGCGCUCAUCAAGGAAGCCAGCAGGGCUGUGGGAUCCGUCAUGUGCUCCUUGCUGUACCCUCUGGUCACCUUCUUCCUGCUCUGCCUUUGCAUCGCCUACUGGGCCAGCACUGCGGUCUUCCUGUCCACUUCCAACGAAGCCAUCUAUAAGGUUUUCGAUGAGGACAACGUCGGCUGCCCGCUCGUGGGGAGAACCUGUAACCCAGAGAUCUUCCCCUCCUCCAACGAGUCCCGCCUGUGCCCCAACGCCCGCUGCCAGUUCGCCUUCUACGGGGGCGAGUCCGGCUACCACCGGGCGCUGCUGGGUCUGCAGAUCUUCAACGCCUUCAUGUUUUUCUGGCUGGCCAACUUCGUGCUGGCGCUGGGCCAGGUCACCCUGGCCGGGGCCUUCGCCUCCUACUACUGGGCCCUGCGCAAGCCGGACGACCUGCCCGCCUUCCCCCUCUUCUCUGCCUUCGGCCGCGCGCUCAGGUACCACACUGGCUCCCUGGCCUUCGGCGCCCUCAUCCUGGCCGUCGUGCAGAUCAUCCGAGUGAUCCUCGAGUACUUGGAUCAGCGUCUAAAAGCCGCACAGAACAAGUUCGCCAAGUUCCUCAUGACUUGUCUCAAGUGCUGCUUCUGGUGCCUGGAGAAAUUCAUCAAGUUCCUCAACAGGAACGCCUACAUCAUGAUCGCCAUCUACGGCACCAACUUCUGCACGUCGGCCCGGAACGCCUUCUUCCUCCUCAUGCGGAACAUCAUCCGAGUGGCCGUCCUGGACAAAGUCACCGACUUCCUCUUCCUGCUGGGCAAACUCCUGAUCGUGGGCAGUGUUGGAAUCCUGGCUUUCUUCUUCUUCACCCACCGCAUCCGGAUCGUGCAGGACACGGCACCCCCUCUCAACUACUACUGGGUCCCCAUCCUGACGGUGAUUGUCGGCUCCUACCUGAUCGCCCACGGCUUCUUCAGCGUCUACGGCAUGUGCGUGGACACGCUGUUCCUCUGCUUCUUGGAGGACCUUGAACGCAACGACGGCUCUGCGGAGAGGCCGUACUUCAUGUCGUCCACCCUCAAGAAGGUCUUGAACAAGACCAACAAGAAGCCGGCCGAGUCCUAGAGGCGCCGCCCGCGGCCCGCGGAGGGACAGGGACUGGACACUGGGGGCCGGAAGCAGCCCGGACUCCCCCGGCCGGGCCCCUCCCCGGGGCUGGGCGGCCGGAAGUCCGACGAUGAUGGUGGUGGUGGCCAUGGCCGUCGAGGUGUGAGGUUCUACUCCGUCCGUCUGGACAGCGGGAGGGGCCGCCGCGGAGUGCCUUCAUGCGUCCCCUGCGCCGGGCUGGGAGGGGGCGCCCCCGGGUCUCCUGGCCGGAGCUCCGGGCCCAGUGCCAGUGGAGAGGAACCGGGGGUGGGCAGGUGCCCCGGGCUGACCAGGCGCCUCUGCGCAGGCGCUGUGGCUCCUCGGGGGGUGGGGGGUCUGCUGGCCAAACUUGUUGACCUUAGGGGAGCUGCCUUGCUCCCCCUCUGCCGGCCACAUCGCGCGCCCUCCCCCUCCCGGCCCCCAAUUUCACAGUCACGCGUACAGCCCAGGACCCUGCAGAGGGAGACUCUCCCAUGUCCAGGCCCGGCGUCCGCAGCCUCCUGCGCCCCAGCCCCACGCGGUAAUAAAGUGCCUAUUGUACA